Molecule: messenger RNA, 2033 nt
Organism: Pelagomonas calceolata
Lineage: Eukaryota; Pelagophyceae; Pelagomonadales; Pelagomonadaceae
Source: the annotation of a GenBank genome assembly
CUCUCCGGGCGCGGCUGUGGUUCGAUAAGGUAUCAGCCUUGGGGCUGCUGCCUUUUUUUCGGGCGCAAACGACCCGUGCGGCGCGGAGCGCCUAGUUGGGGGAAGCCGCCAUGCGACGCGUCGCAGCGCUGCUCAUCCUCCACACCAUACAAGCCCUCGAGGAGGGCAAGAUCUGCUUCAAUGGCUGCUCCGGCCACGGCGCCUGCGCCAAUUUUGUGUGUAGUUGCGAGCCCGGCUGGACGGGCGACGACUGCUCGCACAGUCUUGUAGGGGGCAACGCCACGGUGCAAACGCUGACGGCGGGCCACUUCAACGUCACGGCCAAGAAUUGGACAAAGCUGCUCAAAAAGAAAGAUGUCGUUUUUAUAGCGUUCGGGAGUAGAUCUUGUCUGAGGUGCGUCGGCGCGGAAGGUGCCUACGCCGCCGCGGCUCCUCUUCUCAAAAAAAUGGGCGUGCCCCUCGCGCGCGCCGACGCCGACGAGCCCUUCUUCCGGGAGCUGCUCCAGGACUUGCAGCUAGGAAGUAUGCCUCAGGUCGUGGCGUAUCGGAAAUUGUUCGCGAUGCCUUAUGCUGGUUUGCACGCGCCAAACGAGCUCGUGGCCUUCGCGCAGAAGCUCAAGCAGGCGGCGGCACCUUCAUUGUCAUCGUUGAAUGCAGCUCUCACCUUCCUCGGCGUCGACUCGGAGCAAGCGAGACGGGCUUUGUAUGAUGAGACUGGUAUAGAAGAAGAAGUGACGGAGGAGGACACCCUACCUGGAACAGCAGCUAGAGUACUGGGUUUAUUUUCCGACAUUGAUAUAGAGGACGAAGAGAGCGCGGAGUUUAUGGUCGCGGCGAGUGAAAGAAGACAAAGGCACGACGUCUACUUCUCGCGUGUUGAUGAUCCAGAGAUCAGUCAAGCUUUAAUAGAUGCGGGAUUUGCGGAUCGAACGCCGGCCGUCAUCGUAGCGAACGACGGUCGACUUGUUUCCCAUGUCUUGGAUGAUGCGCCAGACAUCGGUUUGGGUCCAUGGGUCGACGCGGAGACCUUACCAGCUGUCGGCGAAUUAACCCACCAAAACUUCGCGCGGUAUGAAGCUCUGAGUAGGCCCAUGCUAUUGCUGUUCUUGGACUUGAGGGGCCACGACCGGGGGAUGGAGUUGAGUGGCCUGUCCGGGGGCGUGCCGAACCGAGACCUCGUGGAAGAAUUUAAAGCCGUGCGCCGGGACGAGUCGUUUCGAGAUAGAGUAGCCUUCGCGUAUGUUGAUGGUGUCGCCCAACAAGAUCGCAUGAAGGCGCUAGGGCUGUUUGGGGGGGCAAGGCGCUUGCCCGCGGUCGCGGUGAACGCCAAGGAGGAAGGUGUGAUCGCGCCGUACCCCGAGUCCUUGCCGCUAGAUAGAGCACAUCUCCGCGAUUUUCUGGGCGCGUUCCUGGCUCGAAGGCUGCGGUCCAAAGAAGAUUCCGACGCGUUCGCCCUACAAAGGCAAAAUGACGUCUUCGACGCGAAGUGGCUGCCCAAACGCAAACCGCGGAAGAAACCAACGGAGGAGGUCAUGGGCCGCUACGAGGUCUUUGGCGAGGAUUCGAUCCGGGCGCGCGAGGUUGGCAAGAUAGAUGACGUCUUCGUGCUGAACCGAGAUAACUUUGCCGAAGCGUUAGCGGAGAAAGACGUGCUCAUCCUGUUCCACGAGGAGGGCUGCGAGGCUUGUGCGGCUUUAACGGUGUACUACAAGAAGAUGGCGGAGCGGUUUGCGUCCCUGAAGAUUCCGUCGCUCGUCAUCGCGCGAUUUGAUGUCACAAAGGAGACGCCACCUUUAGAUGGGCUCAUCGCCGGGCCCCUGCCCGUGAUUGUACUGUUACCGGCCCACGACAAGCGGCCGCCCUUCCGCUUCUAUUCCGGAUUAGGCAAGGUGCAACCGAUGAUGAAGUGGGUCCAGGCCUCGAGCGAUAUCGCUUUUGAUUUGCCGGAGCUGUGCCACUUGGAUCCCUCCGAGAUCGAGGCCUACAAGCACCAGGUGACGGAGCGGGAGCGGCGGCGGCGGGGGGAGUUGUAA